CUUCGUUCUAGAUUUACGCCAGGAUGCUCGCCACGACCGACGACGAGCUGGACCGGCGCCGCGCUGCAGUCGCCAAGCGCCUCCAUGCGGCGGUGGAUCCGCCGUUGCUGCAAGAGUGCGCUCGCUGGACGCAGCGAGCGACGCGGCUCUAUGCGCAGGUGCUGCAGACGCGCCCGGCGCAGGCCGUAUCAGCGUCCGUCGUGGGCCACCGGCAGUGCUUUGUCCAAGGCCGCCGCUUUGUCGAGUAUGAGCUCGUGAUCGAGACCGAUUGGCGCGGCGCGCAGCGUGCGUGGCACCGCUACAGCACCUUUCGCAGCCUCGCGGCGUCGCUGCACGCACCGCUGCCCAAGCUCCCGGCGACGCACCUCUUUGGCGCGCACUCGGACCGAACGAUCGAGACGCGGAAGGAGCGCCUUAACGCCUUCUUGGCCGCGCUCCUACGCGAUACGACGCUGCAGUGGUGCCUCCGCAUGGCCGACGGCAACCGCGUCGGCCGCCGCAAGACCAAGCAGGUGCUGCCGCUGGACGCUCUCCGGGCACUCCACGUCGAGGCGUCCCGCGGCGGCGAAGCGGCGCGCCUCGCGGCCGUCGAUGCGGCGUGCGCUGCUGGCUCGGCGCCGGCGUUCGUGGCCGCCGAGAUUGGCCGGCUCCAGCAACGCGUCGAGCUACUCACGUCCGUGCUGGGGCUCCACGGCGGCGUUACGCUCGCGACUGCGCGCAUCGUCGACGCGCGGUGGAUACCCCACAGUCGCUUAACGCAGUACAGAAUCCAGAUCGAGACGCCCGAGCGCGGCGCACUGAGCGCGUGGUUCCGGCACGAGACCUUUCUCCAGCUGGCGGCAUCGCUGAGCGCCAAGUACGGGCCGGGCAUACCCACGCUCGAGGCCGAGAAGCACCUGCCGCGCUGCCUCGACCGACGCAUGGCCCGACUGAACGCGUUCCUGGCGGCAAUCUUGGAGCUCAGCGCUGUCGAGUGGGCGAUUCGCAUCGACGAAGCGACGUGCGUCGUUAAACCAGCCAACCCGUCGCAACGCCCGUCCUCGGCCUCGACAGUUUCGGACGACGACGACGGCUGGCCCUAGUCGAUGCCACGCAUCGCUACCAACUAACUAAACCACUCGAUUUAACUUGUACGCAAGGCGAUUACGACAUGAUCACGCACAAGCUA
This is a messenger RNA of Saprolegnia parasitica CBS 223.65, 1168 nucleotides long. RefSeq lists its product as hypothetical. Gene Ontology annotation, molecular function: phosphatidylinositol binding. The transcript has a single exon. The record is from RefSeq and is a predicted model, not a curated record. NCBI's taxonomy places the organism in Eukaryota, Oomycota, Saprolegniomycetes, Saprolegniales, Saprolegniaceae. Bases 24 to 1082 code for a protein of 352 amino acids.